This is a messenger RNA of Octodon degus (degu), 4586 nucleotides long. It is a transcript of the gene Adamtsl4, whose product is annotated as ADAMTS like 4. Bases 658 to 3840 code for a protein of 1060 amino acids. NCBI's taxonomy places the organism in Eukaryota, Metazoa, Chordata, Mammalia, Rodentia, Octodontidae. The record is from RefSeq and is a predicted model, not a curated record. The transcript is spliced from 18 exons. Gene Ontology annotation, molecular function: metalloendopeptidase activity. Gene Ontology annotation, cellular component: extracellular matrix. Gene Ontology annotation, biological process: extracellular matrix organization.
AGUGGCAGCCGCCAGAGCAGCGCAGCGCCUGGUCGCCCGGGUCGCCCGGGUCGCGGAGCAGGUAGAGCCCCCACCCUGACCCCGACCCUGGCCCCGGCCCCGGUUCGGACGUCCCCAGGGUCAGGUGCAAGGAUCCCUGGGAGCCUGGCUGCAUCACCGGGUCGGGGAACUGAGCCCAGACCCACCCGAGUCAAACAGCGAAGCUGGAAAACUCGCCCCGACCCGAGGACGCGUCCGACCUCCCUGACCCUGCGGCGAGGAGCAGGGGAGCAGCGAGGCUGAGGCUGACACAGAGACGCCUGGUGGGGUGGUGUCGCAGAGGGCACCGUAAGGACCGCGGAGUUCCGACCCGCGACAGGCACUCGUCUCGCAGCCCAGGAGCACCGGUCCAGCCGUUCGCCCAGCAGUGACCCGCGCCGGGCACGGGCUGCACAGGUCCCUCUCCUGGGAGAGCUGCGGCCCAGGACGAACCCAGUGUUCCUCAGCUCCCCGAAGAUCCUAACAGGCUGGGCCUUGCUUCUCCACUUUCUGUCUGCCGAGUCUGUCUGAGGAGUCCUCUUGCCCAGCGGCCCUCAGCUUUUUCCUGAGAGAAACUCAGCCCCUGCAGUGCACACCCCUCCACACCCAGAUGCCUGAGUAGCUUCCUCUGGCCCAGCGAUGGAGAAGCGGGUGGGCAGACCCCGGCUGUGUCUGAUGCUGCUUCUGUCUCUCCCUCAGCUCUGCCUGGGCCAGGAGGUCUUGUCUGGACAUGCUCUUCAAAUACCCCAAGAGGAGGGCCGGGUCCCUGAGGGUGUCUGGGGACCUUGGGACCAGUGGACUGCGUGCUCCCAGCCCUGUGGGGUGGGGGUGCAGCGCAGAAGCCGGAUGUGUCAAUUCCCUCCAGGCCUGGCCCCACCUCCCAGGCCUCCAAGAUACCCAGAAGCCCUGCGCCCCCAGGGCCGGGGUCCCAGACCUCAGACUUCGGUAGGAACCCGGCCCCUCCACAAGCCACAGCCCCGGGGAAGGGGCGGCCCACUUCGAGGUCCUGCUUCCCACGUGGGGAGACAGGAGCCCCAGGAGGCCUUGAGGUCCUGGGUUCGAGAUCCCAUCAAGCCUGGCAUGUUUGGCUAUGGGAGGGCACCCUUUGCCUUGCCACUGCACCGGAGCCGCAGACACCCUGGGCUCUCACCCAGGCCUGAGCCCUCCCUAGCCUCUGAUGCAGUGAACUGGACGCUUCCCUCCUCUUCAAAGCACAGCCGCCAAGUUCAGCUCCCAUCUACAGGAUCUGCUGCUCCCACCUCAUCCCCCUCAGCAGAACCCACCAGGUCCCAAACUGCUGAGGUAGAAGUGUCUCCCAGAACCAGCCCUGAUGCCAUACAGCCCCACCCCAGAGCCCAGGCCUCUGGAGGUGGAGGGGCCCCCUCACGGACCUACUCUUCCUUGGGAGAAAGUGGCUCCUUCCUCUCCUCCCCUCAGCCGAGAAUACCUACCUCCCACCGCCUGGCCAGCCCCCAGGUAGCAGGCAGACACCAGGAUCCUUUACCUUACCUCCCUCGGGGCCAAGGCCAGCAGAGCCAGGGGCAUUGGCAACCCAGGGGGAGUCUUCCAGUGUCCCUCUCUGAGCCUGCCCGUCAUUACCCACAUGGGUGGCUGCCUCUGCUAAGGGCUGGGCCCCACCCGAGCUCCCUCUGGAGCCUCUUCACUCCCAGUGAGCCUGUCCCAAGAUGUUCUGGGGAGAGUGAACAGCUUCGAGCCUGCAGCCAGGAGCCCUGUCCCCCGGAGCAGCCAGAUCCCAGGGCCCUGCAGUGUGCAGCCUUUGACUCCCAAGAGUUCAUGGGUCAGCUAUACCAGUGGGAGCCCUUCACGGAAGUUCAGGGCUCUCAACGCUGUGAACUGAACUGUCGUCCUCGUGGCUUCCGCUUCUAUGUUCGUCACACUGAAAAGGUCCAGGAUGGGACUCUGUGUCAGCCUGGAGCUCUGGACAUCUGUGUAGCUGGACGCUGCCUGAGCCCCGGCUGUGAUGGGAUCCUUGGCUCUGGCAGGCGUCCAGAUGGCUGUGGAGUUUGUGGAGGUGAUGAUUCUACCUGUCGCCUCGUUUCGGGGAACCUCACUGACCCAGGUGGCCCUCUGGGCUACCAGAAGAUCCUGCAGAUUCCAGCUGGAGCCUCCCGUCUCCAGAUAGCCCAGCUUCGGCCCAGUUCCAAUUACCUUGCACUUCGAGGCCCUGGGGGCCGCUCCAUCAUCAAUGGGAACUGGGCUGUGGAUCCCCCCGGCUCCUACACAGGCUGUGGGACUGUCUUCCUGUACAAUCGUCCUCCAAGGGAGGAAGGUCGAGGGGAGAGUCUGUCAGCUGAAGGCCCCAUCACCCAGCCUGUGGAUGUCUAUAUGAUAUUUCAGGAGGAUAACCCAGGUGUUUCCUAUCAGUAUGUCAUCUCAUCAUCUCCAGUCCUCCAAAACCCCACUCCAGAGGCCUCCAUACCCCAGCUUCAGCCUGAGAUGCUCAGGGGGGAGCCCCCACGCCCCUCAGUGCCCCGCCCAGCCCGGGCCCCAGGUACCCUCCAGCGCCAGGUGCGGAUCCCUCAGAUGCCUGCUGGAACCCAUCCCAGAACACCCCUGGGAUCUCCAGCUGGAUACUGGAAGCGAGUAGGAUACUCCCAGUGUUCAGCAUCCUGUGGAAAAGGCGUGUGGCGUCCUGUUUUCCUCUGCAUUUCUCGUGAGUCAGGAGAGGAACUGGAGGAACAUAGCUGUGCUGUGGGUGCCAAACCCCCAGACUCCCCUGAGCCCUGCCAUGGCCCACCAUGCCCUGCAUACUGGGAGACUGGUGAGUGGACAUCUUGCAGCCGCUCCUGUGGUCCUGGUACCCAGCACCGCCAGCUGCACUGCCGGCAGGAAUUUGGGGGUGGUGGCUCCUCUGUGCCUCCCGAGCGCUGUGGACACCUCCCCCGACCCAACACCACUCAGCACUGUCAGCUGCACCUCUGCAGCCACUGGGAGGUGGGCUCCACCUGGAGCAAGUGCUCCGUGCGAUGUGGGCGAGGCCAGAGGAGCCGGCAGGUUCGCUGUGUGGGAAACAACGGUGAUGAAGUGAGUGAGCAGGACUGCGCCUCUGCUGCCCCCCGUCCCCCAAGCAGAGAGGCCUGUGACAUGGGCCCAUGUACCGCGGCCUGGUUCCACAGUGACUGGAGCUCCAAGUGCUCAGCCCAGUGUGGGACCGGAGUCCAGCGGCGUUCAGUGGUCUGCCUCGGAAGUGGGGAGACACAUGGGGCAGGCAGGGAGGAGGCAGGCACAGGGACUGGUGAGGAGAGCUGUCCCCUGGGAAGCCGCCCUCCUGACAUGCGUGCCUGCAGCUCCGGACCCUGUGAGACGACGUGGUGCUGGUACACAGGGCCCUGGGCUGAGUGCUCCUCAGAGUGUGGCUCUGGCACACAGCACAGAGACGUCAUCUGUGUGUCCAAGCUGGGGACUGAUUUCCAUGUGGCUUCUCCCAGCAACUGCUCUCACCUGCCAAGGCCCCCUGCCCUGCAGCCCUGUCAGGGGCAGGCCUGCCAGGACCGAUGGUUCUCCACACCCUGGAAUCCGUGUUCCCGUUCCUGCCAGGGAGGCACGCAGACGCGGGAAGUCCAGUGCCUGAGCGCCAACCAGACUCUCAGCACCCGGUGCCCUCCGCAUCUGCGACCGUCCAGGAAACGGCAGUGUAACAGCCAGCCCUGCAUCCAGCACCCUGAUGAUCGGUGUCAGGACAGCUCUCCAUACUGCCCCCUGGUGGUGCAGGCUCGGCUCUGCGUCUACCCCUACUACACAGCCACUUGCUGCCGCUCCUGUGCACAAGUCCUGGAGCGCUCCCCGCUGGAGCCCGCCUGAAAGCGGGCCCAGGAGACCCCCGUCCGGUUCUCUCACUCCGGCACUGGCCCUCGUCCAUCAGCCCGUGCUGUGCCCCUGGCUCUCCAGCCGGUCCCAGGCUUACCCAGGACACCCUCCAGAGCGACUGGAGGUGGUUGUUGAUGUGUGGGUCUGUUUGAGGUGUGCUAUGUGUGCACCCGCGCUUCCAGACUUGUGUGCGGCUGGCUGCGUGUGUGCGACUGCGGAUCACUUCCCAAAGAGAAGUCAAAAGAGCUGGACAGGAAUGAGCGCAGACAGUACUUGUUUCCCCAAGACUUUUCUAGGCGGAGAGGAAAGCAAGUUUGCAGCUCCUCACUUAUCUGAGCUACUUAGAAUGUGGUCUUCUCAGCAAUUCGUUUUGUGCCCUAAACCUGGUUUCUCAUAUGCGGGUCUCACAUCUUCUAAACCACUCUUUUGGGCUGGGGGUGGAGGUGCAGCUCAGUGGUAGGCUGCUGGCCAGGCAUGCACCCAGCUCUGCGUUUGAACCCCAGCACUGCCAAAAAAAAAAAAAAAAAGCCAUCCUUUUGGCCCUGACCUCCCCCCCGCCCUUCACCACCUCUACCUUUGCCUUCCUAAUCACCUUGGGCUAUCAGCCAUUGCCAUCACACCCCAGGCCAGAGCAGGGAGCAUCUGAACUGAGGGUGGAAAAAAAGAAAUGUUAACAGAAGUGCAGCCCAUGAAAUGGUUCCCACCCCAGAACUAAUUUAUUUUUUAUUAAAGUUGACUAU